UAGGGAAUAUAUAUGUUACCAGGUCAUAAAAUCCAAAAAAAACUGUGUAAUAAUAUUUUGAUCAUGUAAAUAUUGUUGCUUUACGUACUUUUUGCGACCUUAAAUGCUGUAAUGUAAUUUUAACGUACAAUCUGUGCAUGUUUAACUUUAAAUAAGCCAUUACUAUAAACAUUUUACGUCGUUCAUAAAAUUCAAAAUACAUUAGCUUAAAGCUAUGCCGGGACCGGAUUUGUUGUCUGCCCAGGGUCUUCGUUUGGAUGGUCGGAGGCCAAACGAAUUACGUCGAAUAAGGUGCAAAUUAGGUGUUUUUACUCAACCUGAUGGUAGUGCAUAUUUAGAACAAGGAAAUACAAAAGUCAUAGCUGCGGUUUAUGGUCCUCAUCAGGCAUCAAAAUCAAAAAUGUCAACUGAUGGAGUAGUUGUCAACUGUCAAUAUAGCAUGGCCACAUUUUCUACUGGUGAAAGGAAGAACAGGCCACACGGCGAUCGCAAAUCGCAAGAGAUGUCUAUGCAUUUACGACAGGCAUUGUCUGCGGCUAUCAAAACUGAGCUGUACCCGCGGUCGCAGAUUGAUAUUUAUGUUCAAGUUCUUCAGGCAGACGGCGGCGCGUACUGCGCGUGCGUGAACGCUUCGACGCUGGCGCUGGUGGAUGCGGGCGUGCCCCUGCGGGCGUACGCGUGCGCCAGCUCGGCGAGCGUGGCGGGGCCAGGCGGCGCGCGCGAGCCGCUCGUGGACGUGGGCCACGUGGAGGAGGCGGCGGGCGGCGUGUGUCUGACGGUCGCCGCGCUGCCGAGUACGGGCAGUAUAGCGCUGUUGGAGAUGUCACACAGACUGCACAUGGACUAUUUUGACGUGGUGCUGAGUCGUGCAAUGCAGGGCUGCAAGGACAUCGAGGUAAUAUUAGACGAGGCAGUGAGAGAACAUUUAGCGGAGGGCUGGACCCAACAAGAUGCCACAAUAACAAUAUGAAAUAUAUUCUUUUUGAUAUUA
Molecule: messenger RNA, 991 nt
Organism: Leptidea sinapis
Lineage: Eukaryota; Metazoa; Arthropoda; Insecta; Lepidoptera; Pieridae
Gene: Ski6
Product: exosome complex component RRP41
Exons: 6
Coding region: 215-970 (251 amino acids)
Biological process (GO): U4 snRNA 3'-end processing; rRNA catabolic process; poly(A)-dependent snoRNA 3'-end processing
Cellular component (GO): nucleolus; nuclear exosome (RNase complex); cytoplasmic exosome (RNase complex)
Source: RefSeq, a predicted model, not a curated record